CUUCUUUUUUUUGUUUUUCUCUCCAUCUCUCUCAUAAAGCAUGGGCAAGUACGGCGCAACACUGGCCAAGCUGAGCCGCAAGACGUCGCAUCGCAUGGCGCUCCUGCGAAACCUCACCGCAGCCCUCAUCCGCCACGAGCGCAUCGAGACGACGUAUGCCAAGGCCAAGGCUGCCCACCGCGUCGCCGAGAAGAUCAUCACGCUCGGAAAGCGAGACACGGCAUUCACCAAGCGCAAGGUCCGCGGCUUCUUGUACGACCACGAUGGCUCGCUCACACGAAAGCUCCACACCGAGCUCAAGAAGCGGUAUGCACAGCGCGCCGGUGGUUACACGCGCGUGCAGCGCUUGCCCGCACGAGCGUCGGAUCAGGCGGCGAUGGGUGUGCUCGAACUCGUGGACAGCCCCCUCCCGAAUCUGCCCAAGCUCAACUUGACGGAAAAGGCCUUUGAGCGUGCGCUGAGCAUCCGUACCUUUGCAGUAAAGCAGGACUUGCGCUCCCAGGCGUACUGGGCCGAGCAGACCGCGCUGGCGAAAGGCGUGUCGGUCGCCGAGGCGAAAAAGAUUGCCGAGCGCGUCCGGACUGGCGAGGCGGCCACAUUGCUCAUCCAGCAACACCGCGACACAGUCCUCAAGGAGGCUAUCGCUAAAGAGUCCAACCCCGACGCGCCGAUCGGCCGAUCUGCCGGAAAAUCCCAGCGUCGCUCGCCAGGCGUGUUUGCGACGCACAUGCUCAUGUCUCAACACAGCGAGUUUGCAUUGCAAAACCACGCUGCGCGCAACAGGCGCAUCGCGUCCGCUGCGCUCAGCGAGCAAGGCGUUGUGCGCACCCCUCAGCAGGCCGUCAUCAACGGCAUUUAUGCUCUGGCGCUCCGUCACCGAGCAGACCAUAUUGCAGAGCUCCGGCAAAUUCAACCACGCUACAAUGAGGCCUUUGCCAAAAUACGCAAGGAGCAAGAGACUCAGGCCCAGCAACAACAAGCCAUGGAGAAGGAAGCCAAGAAGCAGCAAGGCGUCUUGGGCCGCUUGCGAGGGAUUUUCGGGUGAUCGAGCAGCGCAGCGCUUCGAUCUGGGCCUGACGAUGCUAAUGAUGAGCGAGAGAGCGAGAGAGAGAGAGAGAGAGAAACAAUGGGUGGAGCUCUUCUGCCUUGCUUUGUUCGUUCGUUGUUGGCUCUUUGUAUUUUAAUAAUCGACCAAAAACUGCAUGCCAGAAAAACAAAACGAGUGUGUGUGGAGUUUAUCGAGUGCGUU
Capsaspora owczarzaki ATCC 30864 is the source of this 1249-nucleotide messenger RNA. RefSeq lists its product as hypothetical. NCBI's taxonomy places the organism in Eukaryota, Filasterea, Ministeriida, Capsasporidae. Gene Ontology annotation, biological process: translation. The transcript is spliced from 2 exons. The record is from RefSeq and is a predicted model, not a curated record. Gene Ontology annotation, molecular function: structural constituent of ribosome. Gene Ontology annotation, cellular component: ribosome; mitochondrial large ribosomal subunit. The coding region runs from base 41 to 1045 and encodes 334 amino acids.